Molecule: messenger RNA, 675 nt
Organism: Penicillium verhagenii
Lineage: Eukaryota; Fungi; Ascomycota; Eurotiomycetes; Eurotiales; Aspergillaceae
Product: kinase-like protein
Exons: 1
Coding region: 1-675 (224 amino acids)
Source: RefSeq, a predicted model, not a curated record
AUGACGGCUCUCGAGGACGUUCAACGAGCGUCGGUGAUCGCCUCCUGUUCAGAUCCACUGCCUGAAAAUAUUCUGAGCCAAUAUGGUAACCGAGUUAUCAAAAUAUCCGAUCAUCAAGUUGUUAAAUGGGGGCCAGAUGUGACCAAAGAAGAAUUUGAAAAUCAGAGGCUAGCAUAUGAACUUGUGGACCGCUGCAAAGUUCGUAUCCCACAUGUGUAUGAUUUCUUUUGUGAUGAGAGAGGUUGGGGGUAUCUUGUGAUGGAGUAUAUAGAUGGAAAGGUCAUCGAUCCAUUAGAGGAUGUCUGCUCUAUACAAAGGGUUGCAAGUGUGCUUGAUUAUUUCUCAACGCUACGAUAUAACAUUCCCGGGUCACUCUAUGGAAGUACUUGUCGCGGCCUCCUUUUUCCUGAAACCGAGGAUGUGGUUUUCGACAGUCUUGACGGAAUGGAGAAGUGGUUCAAUACCCGACUUUUCCCGCACAAUCCGAAACUGACCUUACGGGACUCUGAGCUCGUGCUUUGCCAUUUGGAUAUAGCACCUCGGAAUCUUCUGUGGCAGGAAGAUGGCUCUCUGUGCCUUAUUGAUUGGGCAUCUGCCGGCUUCUACCCGAGGCUGUUUGAGUUUUGCAUGCAGUGGAUUUUCGAUGGAAAAGACGGCAACUUCAACUCCUGUUGA